AAGUGAGGGAGGGAGAGGAGGGAGAGGAGGGAGAGGAGGUUAGGAAGGACGACGAGAGGUAAAAAGAGGGUCCAAUCAAACCUAUAUAAGCCCAGUCAUACACUCCCUUCUUCACCACUCCAUCUCCUUCGUCUGCACCUUCGUCAGUAGCUAUGAUCUUCCCCACUACAAGAAUGGGGCCUUUGGCGGUGAUGGUGGUGGUGGCCCUCCUCGCCCCUCACACCAGUGCCACGCCCUUCAGAUUCGGAUCCAAGAAGCGAGACCAAACCGACCCAUCCUCCUCUCCCUCUCCUAUUCCUCCUCCCCCUGCCUUCCCCGCCACUGAUGCAGGACUGGGAGGGCUUGGAAGUAAGGGAGACACAGGGGUGCUUCUUCCUCCCGUUGGCGCAGGCACAGGACUAGGAGGAGGAAAAGGAGGUUUGGGUUUAGGAGGCGCAGGAGAAAAUGGAUUCUUCACGGUUGUUGACGGCAUAGACGAUGGAAUUGAUGUGCUAAUUGACGGAGGAUUAGGAUUAGGAGCAGCAGGAGGACUAGACCCAGCCAACACUCUGUUCGUGAAAGAGGAAGCGGUGCAAGACAACCUUUUCAGUAAGACCAGCCAGGAGAUUACAGCCCUUGUCCCCGCCUCCACCACCUCCAUCUUCAACAGGGCAGGACAAAGAACCCCCUGCAUGCGCGUGUACCGCCUCGCUAAGAACUUAAAGGGGAGCCUCUUCAGAAGGGGGAACAGAAGUGGAAGGGGAGGAAACAGAGGAGGCAGAGGAAGACGCUUUGGGGAGGAAGUUCUGGGGAGAAUCUUGUGUUUGAUUCCUGAUUCACUGAGAGCUUCCAGACGUGGCUGAGUGGGAAGGUCUCCCUCUUCCUUUUCACUACCCAAGACAACUUUCCCGCUUCUCUCAGUCUCACUACGUUCUCACCAUGGCCAAGCAACGUCUCCUCCUGCGCCACAGACAAACAAGCCAAAAAAAGAAAGAAAAAAUCCCGCAGAAUUACAUGAUAUUAAAAGCAAAAAAAAACACGUGAAAAAGGAAAAUAGAGUAAAAA
Molecule: messenger RNA, 1044 nt
Organism: Portunus trituberculatus (swimming crab)
Lineage: Eukaryota; Metazoa; Arthropoda; Malacostraca; Decapoda; Portunidae
Exons: 3
Coding region: 153-842 (229 amino acids)
Source: RefSeq, a predicted model, not a curated record